AUGUCUAGCGACGCAGGGCCUUCGCAACAGCCGCCCCCACGCCCGCUAUUUGGCACUAUCCCAGGCUUGCUUGACCCUUCUCAGCCAGAUCGUCUUCUCCGUGUUCCAGACGCCACACUGUCCUUCGCCUCGUUUCACCCGCUUGCCGCAUCACGAGCAGACAACAUAUCAAACAGACGCAAGCCUUUUUCUUAUGACGAACUGUCUCCUCCAAAGCGUAUUGUGAUAGAAACAAUCCCCGGGCCAAAUGGCGGGAACUUAUGGCGGUUUGUUCCUCGUGCGCGAUUGGAGCAUGGCGUGGAGAGUGAAGGUUCGUGGCCAAGAACCAUAGAAAUUUGCGGUGGAUUGUUUGUCUGCUCCCAGGAUCAGUGGGAUAUCUACAAACUGGAUCCAGAAUAUGACUGUUUUGUCAGGGCAUCUCCGCAUAUUACGGCUGUGUCUAGAAAGAAGGGCAAGGAACGAGUUGAUUCCCGAGACGUUCCACAUAUGUGGACAGGUGCGACAUAUAACACUCCCCUCAGGACCAAACGUCGGCUUCCUUCACCGACCUCAGAUGAGAGGCCAAGUGAGGAAGUCCGCAAGAGGUUUCGGUCAGCUGUAAACAUCUCUGAUGCUGAUACUGUGAAGGGUGGGAGUGCGCCCCAUCACAUGUCUCCUUCUGAUGAAGAGGAUGAAGUAGAAGAGAUUAUAGCUGAUGACCCGAGACUUUCACGUCAUUCAAGACACCCGCCAUACUACUCUGGCAAACCCCCAAAUAAAACAAGGUCUACCGGAAGCGGUAGAGGUUUUCGCCAGGCGGAGGAAAAUCGUAGGAGAAAGAGAGACAUGUUCGCCACGAAUAUCAGCACAUCGAUGGGCACUUCUACGGAAGACGCGGAAAUGAUUGAUCUCACGACAGGGUCUGACGAGUCCUCCCAGCCUGGUUCAUCUAUUCCCCCAAAUGCAGCUAAACGAAAGGUACCGCCAGUAUUUGAUCCAAACUCAGAGAGUGGUAGUGCCAGUCAUCCAAUAGAUAUUACCACAGAACCGUCAGGGCCGUCCUAUAAACGAGCUCGCACCGAGUCACCAAUGUCUAUACGACGUGCCAUGCAGGAGAAACUGCGAGGCCGGGAAAGACAGCGGAUGUCUCAAUAUCGAGACCGCGCAAAUGGAUGGAAUCGGAAGUGGCACGAAACCUUUAUGAACGACAUCUUCUCUGGGAUACCCGAGGAAAGUAGCAUACCUUUCCAAGAAGAUGGCGGAAGUGCAAAACCAGACGACCAUACCCAGCAGACAGACGAGAACGGUGAAGAUGCCAUGCACCGCGCCUUAAUCGAGGAAUCGCAGAGAAAGAUGGCUGAACUUCAGCGGGAUAAGCCACUGUGGGAGGAGGCGGCAAAAAAGCGGAAAGAACAGGAGAUCGCUGAAGAAAGGGCUAGGCAAGCAAAGAGGGAACAAGAGAGAAGAACAGCAGCAGCUGAAGCAGAGGCAAGAGCACGGCAACGACAAGCAGAGGCACGUGCAGAGGCGGAGCGGCUGGCGCAAGAGGAAAGAGCCAGGGUAGAGCGAGAACAAAUAAGGCGUCAGUGGCGGCAGCAGCAAGCUCGCUGGUCCCAGGGAUCGUGGACGACCCAACGCGCGCUUGAGCGAUACAAGUUGCUUUGCGAGACUUUCGACACUACGAAAUUCACAUCGUCCGAUCCGAUCACUUUUGAUAUUGUCCCUUGGCCUGUUUUGCACUCACCGUCCAUCCUGACUGUGGAAGACGUCGACUGGACGGCCGUCGAGUCUUUCUUCCAUACCGUAAAACCACACAUGCGCAGCCAGGACUACAAGAUGUUCGUGGAGAAGAGCCACAAGCGGUUUCAUCCCGACAGAUGGAGAGCCAGGGGGCUCUUGAAGAGCGUAGAAGAUGACGAGUUGCGUGGUUGUCUAGAGGUUGCAGCGAACACUGUGGCUCAGGCACUCACUCCUUUGUGGAGAGAGGUCAGAGGGGGGUGA
Molecule: messenger RNA, 1980 nt
Organism: Sparassis crispa
Lineage: Eukaryota; Fungi; Basidiomycota; Agaricomycetes; Polyporales; Sparassidaceae
Exons: 4
Coding region: 1-1980 (659 amino acids)
Source: RefSeq, a predicted model, not a curated record